GGGGUCAGUCGGUGUGAGUGUCGCGGCGGUGGAGGCUCCACCGGAGGAAGGGUCGCCGUCAUCGAAGAGGAUUUUAACCACAGAAAGAACAUUUAUUUUGUCAACGAUGACUCGUCCGAUGUUUGCGUGAAGAAGAUUUAAGUCGCCUUGCUGAAUUUCCGCCGUUUAACCGCUCGUAAAAAUGGCGAACGAAUCCCCGGCCAAGAGCCUGGUGGACAUCGACCUGGCGGCGCUGCGGGACCCCGCCGGCAUCUUCGAGCUGGUGGAAGUGGUGGGGAAUGGCACCUAUGGACAAGUUUAUAAGGGUCGACAUGUCAAGACUGGACAACUGGCCGCCAUCAAGGUGAUGGACGUCACCGAGGACGAGGAGGAGGAGAUCAAGCUGGAGAUCAACAUGCUGAAGAAGUACUCGCACCACAGGAACAUUGCCACCUACUACGGAGCCUUCAUCAAGAAGAGUCCACCGGGGCACGACGACCAGCUCUGGCUGGUGAUGGAGUUCUGUGGUGCAGGUUCCAUCACAGACCUGGUGAAGAACACCAAAGGCAACACCUUGAAGGAGGACUGGAUCGCUUACAUCUCCAGGGAGAUCCUCAGGGGCCUGGCACACCUGCACGCUCACCACGUCAUCCACCGCGACAUCAAGGGACAGAACGUGCUGCUGACAGAGAACGCUGAGGUCAAACUGGUGGACUUUGGCGUGAGUGCUCAGCUGGACAGAACAGUUGGUCGCAGGAACACCUUCAUCGGGACGCCAUAUUGGAUGGCUCCUGAGGUCAUCGCCUGCGAUGAAAACCCAGACGCCACCUACGACUACCGGAGUGAUCUCUGGUCCUGUGGAAUCACAGCCAUCGAGAUGGCAGAGGGAGCGCCGCCGCUGUGUGACAUGCACCCCAUGAGGGCGCUCUUCCUCAUCCCCAGGAACCCUCCUCCUCGCCUCAAGUCCAAGAAAUGGUCCAAGAAGUUCUUCAGCUUCAUCGAGGGCUGCCUGGUGAAGAACUACACCCAGCGGCCCCCCACGGAGCAGCUCCUCAAGCACCCCUUCAUCCGCGACCAGCCCAACGAGCGGCAGGUGCGCAUCCAGCUCAAGGACCACAUCGACCGCACCAAGAAGAAGCGCGGCGAGAAAGACGAGACGGAGUACGAGUACAGCGGCAGCGAGGAGGAGGAGGAGGAAGCGUCCGAGCAAGAAGGAGAGCCCAGCUCCAUCGUGAACGUGCCAGGUGAGUCCACGCUGCGGCGGGACUUCAUCCGCCUGCAGCAGGAGAACAAGGAGCGCUCGGAGGCUCUGCGCCGCCAGCAGCUCCUGCAGGAGCAGCAGCUGCGCGAGCAGGAGGAGUACAAGCGCCAACUACUGGCCGAGAGGCAGAAACGCAUCGAGCAGCAGAAGGAGCAGAGGAGGCGGCUGGAGGAGCAACAAAGGCGAGAGCGUGAGGCGAGACGUCAGCAGGAGCGCGAGCAGCGGCGGCGUGAGCAGGAGGAGAAGCGGCGUGUGGAGGAGAUGGAGCGACGCCGCAAGGAGGAGGAGGAGCGGCGGCGAGUGGAGGAGGAGAAGAGGCGGGCUGACAGAGAGCAGGAGUACAUCCGCCGACAGCUGGAGGAGGAGCAGAGACACCUGGAGAUCCUGCAGCAGCAACUGCUGCACGAACAGGCCAUGCUGCUGGCUGACGAGCGGUACCGGAAGAACAUCCAAGGUUCUCCUCAGGCGGCACAAAGCAAAGCGGUCCAGCCCCCGGUGCCGCCGCGCUCCGAGUCGUCGUACCCCAACGGGAACACGGAGGCCAUGAGCCGGCCUGUGGAGGCGCAGGUCCCCGUCAGGACGACGCCCAGGUCGCCAGUGUUGCCGAGGCGGGACUCGCCUCGUCGCCAUGGCAACACGCCACGCAGCGGUCAAGCUGUGAAGCGCAACGCCGGCAGCAGCGCCGAGCCUCGGCUGCUGUGGGAGCGCGUGGAGAAGAUGGUUCCCGGCUCCGGCCCUGGCUCCGGCUCCGGCUCCGGUUCCGGUUCCGGCUCCGGCUCCUCCAGCAGCUCCUCCAGCAACUCCAGCUCUCAGGCUGGUUCUCACUGUGGCUCCGGGGAGCGCUCGAGGGCCCGCACCUCCUCUAAGUCCGAGGGCUCGGCCCCCCAGAGGGCGGACGGUGGCGUGAAGAAGGAGGCGGUCAGGCCCAGCAGACCGGCGGACCUGACGGCGCUAGCCAAGGAGCUGCGGGCGGCGGACGACGUGCGCCCCCCCAACAAGGUCACGGACUACUCGUCCUCCAGCGAGGACUCGGACACCACCGACGAAGACGACGACGAAGAGGUGGACCAGGAAGGAGGCGAGGAGUCCACUUCCGGCCCGGAGGACUCUCGAGCCGUGUCCUCCCGCCUGAGCAACGGCGAGACGGAGUCGGUGAAAACUAUGAUCGUGCACGACGAGGGGGAGGGCGAGCCGUGCAAGAACAGCACGCUGGUGGUGCGACAGAGCGCAGGGGAUGGCAAAAAGAGGGCGGGCCCCGCCCUACAGAGCCCCCACCACCAUCUUCAUCACCUCCAUCACGCACAUCACCAUCAUCAUCAGCCGGACAGGAACGGCUUUGUGGGCCGCAUCCACCUCCUCCCAGACCUGAUCCAGCAGAGCCAUCACUCCCCCUCCCCCUCCUCCUCCUCCUCCUCCGCCUCCACCUCGCCCUCCACCUCCAGCCUGGCCAGCCCCUGCAUGUCCCCCCACAGCCCCCUGGACAAGAUGGCCAUCCUCAUGGAGAGUCAGUCCAGUAACAACAUGCAGAAGCACAAGUCUUCGUCCUCCUUCACGCCGUUCAUCGACCCGCGCCUGCUGCAGGUCUCGCCCUCCGCCGGCAGCGCCCUCAACAACGUCGGCUACGCCAACGACCCGCGGCUGGCAGAGGCGCUGAGGGCCGACCCGUCCCGCAAAGGUUCCGUGGUCAACGUCAACCCGGUCAACACCCGACCGCAGAGCGACACGCCCGAGAUCCGCAAAUACAAGAAGAGGUUCAACUCUGAGAUCCUUUGUGCCGCACUCUGGGGCGUGAACCUGCUGGUGGGAACAGAGAGCGGUCUGAUGUUGUUGGAUCGCAGCGGUCAAGGCAAAGUUUACCCGCUCAUCAGCCGACGACGCUUCCAGCAGAUGGACGUCCUGGAGGGACUCAACGUCCUGGUCACGAUAUCAGGCAAGAAGAACAAGCUGCGUGUGUACUAUCUGUCCUGGCUGAGGAACAAGAUCCUGCACAACGACCCCGAGGUGGAGAAGAAGCAGGGCUGGACUACAGUAGGAGACCUGGAGGGGUGUGUGCACUACAAUGUUGUGAAGUACGAGAGGAUCAAGUUCCUGGUGCUGGCCUUGAAGAACUCCGUGGAGGUUUAUGCCUGGGCUCCCAAACCUUAUCACAAGUUCAUGGCCUUCAAGUCUUUCGGGGACUUGGUGCACAAACCUCUGCUGGUGGACUUGACGGUGGAGGAGGGUCAGAGGUUAAAGGUCAUCUACGGCUCCUGCCUGGGCUUCCACGCCGUGGACGUGGACUCGGGGGCGGUCUACGACAUCUACCUGCCCACACACGUGAGGACCCGCACACCCCUGAGUUUUGCGAGCCCGGCUGACCCCAAGUCCUGUGCGCAGAUCCAGAACCACAUCCAGUCCCACGCCAUCAUCAUCCUGCCCAACACGGACGGCAUCGAGCUGCUGGUGUGCUACGAGGACGAGGGCGUCUACGUCAACACGUACGGGCGCAUCACCAAGGAUGUGGUGCUGCAGUGGGGGGAGAUGCCCACCUCUGUGGCUUACAUCCGCUCCAACCAGAUCAUGGGCUGGGGUGAGAAGGCCAUCGAGAUCCGCUCGGUGGAGACGGGUCACCUGGACGGAGUCUUCAUGCACAAGCGAGCCCAGAGACUCAAGUUCUUGUGCGAGAGGAACGACAAGGUGUUCUUCGCCUCGGUGCGGUCUGGAGGCUCCAGUCAGGUGUACUUCAUGACUCUUGGCCGCAGUAACCUGCUCAGCUGGUAGACGCUCUUCCUCCUCCUCUUCCUCCUCCUCUUCCUCCAAGCCCCUCCCCCCGACCCGGUCAACACUGGAUCUCAGAACCACGUCCCGGGCCGCCGAGAGAACCGCAGACCGGACUCCCACUUUGUGUCGGCAUGGCGACGAGGACGGCGGCGGCGACGCGGGGCCACACGCGAGCCGCCUGGAGGAAACAGGAAGCCGAGGGAGGAAAACAGGAAGUGGUUGAUUCCGGCGCUCCUAACUGACUUUUAGAACCCUCCUCACUCGUGGAGUCGACGUCGCUCAACGUUCUCGUGUUGGGACGACGGCCAUCGUCAUGGCGACAAUAAAAGUGGGCGGGGACUCUCCUGUCAGCGUCGGAUGUGAUUGGACGAGAGGAAGUGAGACGACGUAGAGUUGUGGCGUUCUUGUUCCUGGCGUCAGCGUGAAAAUGUGCAGUUUCCUUUUGUUUUCAUUCAUGUUAUUAUGAAUAUGAUUAGUGUUAUUAAUAUGAUUGUUUUUCCAUGCACACCAACCACGUCUUCACCGUCUGCUCGCCUCCACCCGCAGUCGUCUGCACAGAAUGUGUGCGCACCAAAAAAACAAGUCAAUAAAGUUGUGUAUGUAAAAAAUAAAUAUAUAUAAUAAUGA
Molecule: messenger RNA, 4627 nt
Organism: Entelurus aequoreus (snake pipefish)
Lineage: Eukaryota; Metazoa; Chordata; Actinopteri; Syngnathiformes; Syngnathidae
Product: mitogen-activated protein kinase kinase kinase kinase 4-like
Exons: 29
Coding region: 182-4000 (1272 amino acids)
Biological process (GO): protein phosphorylation
Molecular function (GO): ATP binding; protein kinase activity
Source: RefSeq, a predicted model, not a curated record